GACAAACAAGUCUAUAUUGCGCGCAAUCCCCGAAACUUUACUUUUAUACUCACAUAUAAUCGUCUGUCAUGGCAGAAGAUGGACCACUGCUCAACUACUUUCCCGACCCGCCGCCCUUCUUCAAGCACUUCACGACCAAGAACAUCGAGCGCCUUAAAGAGAUCGAGAAGGAAGCCGACAAUGGCACUGAAGCCUCCAACGGCAUCGCAAAUCCCUCCUCAAAACUAUCUACCGAGCAAAUCCUGGCACUACCAACCGAACUCCGCUACCUCAUCCCGCCCCCACCACCUCACGACAAUGAAUCCUUCCACGUCUUCGGCGAGCCCGCCAAAAGCUCUGGCACCAAUAACUUCACACAGAUGAUGGCCUUCAUCUCCAAAACCCUCGGCGAGCAAUUCGUCCUCAGCGACUGGACAUACACACAACUCUACCCCUCGACCGGCUCUCCCUCCGCCGACCCACCCUCUACCUCGCACUCCACCGACGCAAACAUCGACCGCCAGCAGUACCUCAACCGCUUCAACCGCUCCAUAAUCAUCGAAUACAUAUCACUUUUGGGAAUUGUGGCAAAGAAUCCUACAAGUGAGCAUAAGGAUAGGAAGUUGAAGCAUAUACUUACGCUGGUGUGUAAUAUGCAUGCGCUCAUUAAUGAGUACAGACCGCAUCAGGCGAGGGAGACGCUGAUUACGAUUAUGGAGGAGCAGGUUAAGAGGAAGAAGGCGGAGGCUGAGGGUGUUAAGGUUAUGCAGGAGAAGAUUAGGGGCGUGCUGGAGGGAUUUGGGAAGGCUGUGGAGGCAGAGGGGGAGAAUGAGGGUGGUGAGGAGGUCAAAGAGGUGGCGCACAAGGAUAACAAGGAGGAAAGAAGAAGGGAGGCGCAGAGGGGGAUGUGGGAUGCUAUGGACGAGUUGCUUGCGCAGUGAGGGUCUUUUCGCCUUUCACAUGCUAAAGCUAUCAUUACUGCAAUAACAGCGCCAUCAUGAGUCUGGUUGUUGCAGCGCUGCGAUGUUCAGGUUUAGCACUUUCCUCGAACCGGUAAGGAUCAGCUCGGUCGAUCCAGACAUUGGCAUGGGCGGACCUAGGAGCUGGUUCUCAACAUCUCAGAGUUGCUGGCUUGUCAACGCCUGUUCAUUGGCAUGCGAAGUCAGCAAUGAUAACAGCGUCAAAGAACUGGACAGUAGAAAGCCCUGGUGUUGACGGUCAGCAUCUCGUUCAGCCUGGGCGAUGGCA
Molecule: messenger RNA, 1227 nt
Organism: Macroventuria anomochaeta
Lineage: Eukaryota; Fungi; Ascomycota; Dothideomycetes; Pleosporales; Didymellaceae
Exons: 1
Coding region: 69-920 (283 amino acids)
Biological process (GO): regulation of transcription by RNA polymerase II
Cellular component (GO): mediator complex; core mediator complex
Molecular function (GO): transcription coregulator activity
Source: RefSeq, a predicted model, not a curated record